Chelmon rostratus (copperband butterflyfish) is the source of this 5052-nucleotide messenger RNA. RefSeq names its product tudor domain containing 15 (gene tdrd15). NCBI's taxonomy places the organism in Eukaryota, Metazoa, Chordata, Actinopteri, Chaetodontiformes, Chaetodontidae. The coding region runs from base 1 to 5052 and encodes 1683 amino acids. The record is from RefSeq and is a predicted model, not a curated record. The transcript is spliced from 5 exons.
AUGUCAAUUUGUAGGUCUCAGAAUUCUGGUCCAUCUUCACCAUGUGCCCUGUGGCCAGUGGAGCUCAAGUUAACUCACUUGGACUGGAACCCUGAAGCAACCCUGAUACACUUCCAGGGACAGUACCUUUCCAUAUGCGAACUUGACUAUAACAUCUUGCACGGAGAAAUACAGAACAUACCAAAGACUGAAGCUGCAGUGGAUAUUGGAGAGUUUUGCCUUGUAGAGGAUUGGAAUUCAUCCGUCUGGCACAGAGGACGAGUUCAGAACCGAAAAGAGGACUUGUUUGAUGUUUUCCUCAUAGAUCAUGGUAAUGUCUUGAGUGUUGACGUCACCAGCAUAUCUUCCUGCUCAAACGACCUUUUCAUCCUGCCUCCCAAGAUAGUUUGCGGCUUUCUUGCAAAUGUGGUGCUGCUUCAAGGUUGUUUGCGUUCUGUAGUGGAGGAGUACCUCUCAGACCUGAUUGGAAGAAAUGUCACAGGUUACAUCCAAGCCCUCCUCCCCCACAAAGUACUCUUAUUGGAAGCCCCUGACAUCAACAUCCACCUUGUUAGACAUGGGUUUGGGAGGCAUGUGGACACAGAUACUUUCCUCUUCCUGGUUGAGUUGGUCUCGCAAGUGCGUCUCAAACAAAACAUAGAGCCGGUUUCUGACUCACUCAUUGAAAAACCAAGGCGACAAGAGUUAUUUUGCUGUAAACCAUCUGGUUUGCAGGCAUACGAAGACAUUCUGUCAUUUUGUAGGCCUAGACCGAGUUCUGGGACACGCGCUAAAGUGCGUGUAACUGCUGCUGUCAACCCUGAGCUGUUUUACUGUCAGAUGGCCAGUAUGGAAACAGAUCUUUUCGAAAUGUCAAAGAAGCUGACUGCAGUUUGUGAGCGCAGAAUAAAAGAAUGCAAUCAGAAGAUGCCAGAAAACCUGGGCUUACUGUGCUCAGUUAAAGGCAAAGAUGGAAAAUGGUACAGGGGCUUUGUGCAGUUUCUCCCAGUCGAUGCUCAAGUUAAAGUUUUGUUCAUUGACUACGGAUUCUUUGAAUCUGUCAAAGUUGAGAACAUCCACAGGUUGCCAUCAGAUUUCGAUUCAACACCCAUCAUGGCAUUCCCGUGCUCACUCUUUUCCCCGAGUGAUCAGGAUGAGGCGGUCAAAACUCAGCAGUUGAGUUUUCUCAAGGCAGGUUUGCUUGGAAGAGUGUUAGAUGUGGAGUUCACAAGUUUUAAUGAAGAACAGCAUCUCUACUGUAUCACAGUAAUUGAUACUGAAGAAAACCUUGUGAAGGAACCGGAGCCUAUUCAGGAGCUUUCUAGAGCCAAGGUUGAGUCAGUUGCUGAGAUGCAAGAUUUGUCACCUCAGGAAGAAGUGCAGCCAGGCUCUGUGUUUGUGGGCUACGUCGAGCACGUUCAGAAUCCAAACCACUUCUGGAUCCGAACACAAAAACGCAAUGGUGACUUUGAAGAAAUGAUAACACAAAUGACUGAUCAUUUCAGUCAAGUGAAGCUGCAUGAAGACACGCUGUUGAAUCCUGAACUGGGGACACUGUGCUGUGCAGUUUAUGAGGAAGACAUGCAUUUCUACAGGGCUAUAGUGACGGACACUCUUGAGCAUGGAGCUGAAGUUCUUUUUAUCGAUUUUGGGAACAUUGAGAAAGUGCCACACAUGUUGAUCAAGAAGAUACCCAAGAGGUUUUCCAGCAAAUCGGCAUUUGCCUUCUGUUGUUCUCUUUUUAAUGUGUUUCCUUUGGACGAAGUCUGGACCAGCGCCACAUGUGACUUUUUCAGAAGAGCUGUAUCAAACAAGGCCCUGCUAGUCCAUGUUGUCCAGAUGAGAAAAAACAAAUUUGUUGUCAACCUCUGUGAGAUGGGAAAUGACGGCAAUCAAAGUAUCACUGAGCUCCUGAUCUCUUCAAAAGAAGCUGAAUGUUGGAACAACAUUCCCAUAGGGCCCGUAGUGCUAAAUAGCACAGAUGCGACGGAAAAAACAAGGGGCCCAAGAUAUAUUGUGACAUCAGAUAUCAAUGGGACUACAGAGCAACUGGAGGAUUGUGAGGACAAAGAGAAAACAUGCAAUGAAAAUGAAACUGUGAAGGCCCAUGCCCCUGUCCACUUACGAGCAGUAAGCACUAAACCUGGGUGUGAGCUUGCUGUGUGCUGCUCUUAUAUGAACUCGCCAUCAGAUUUCUGGUGCCAGCCUCUAGAUAAGGUUCCAGCUUUGGAGGAACUGAUGGAUAAACUUCAGCUAUAUUAUUCAACCCACACAGUCACCCUGCAGUCAGGGGAUUCAUGUUGUGUUGCCAAGUCACCUCAAGAUGGAAGAUGGUACAGAGCCUUCAUCACGGAAAAACAGAAAGGUCACGCCAAAGUGAUGUUGGUUGACUACGGUCAUACCAUUCAAAUCAAAGAGCACAAUCUUCAGGCGCUAAUGCCAGAAUAUAUUUACAUGGAACGGCAAGCUUUCAGGUGCAGCCUGUACGAUCUGAUCGAACCUGCCGACCCCAACAACUGUGGUAAUUGGAGUCCGGAGGUGUGUAACUCGCUGAAAGAUUUUGUCCGCGACAGCACCUGUGGUCUAACAUGUAAAGUUGUCUCUCAGUUGAACAUGAAAAACAAAGGGGUGUGCAAUGUUGUGGACCUCUACAACACCCAAACCCAACAGAGCAUAACAAAUUUGCUCUUGGAACAGGGCCUGGCAAAAGAAACCACAAUCUCAACAAAGCAACUGUCAACAGCGUUUCCUGAGUCUUUUGUCUUCUCUUCAUAUGAUUUAAGUCCUGGAAAAGAAGAACAAGUCUAUGUGACUCAUGUUAGCAGUCAGUGGCAUAUAUACUGCCACCUUGAGAGAAACAGCGACAUCAUUGAAGAGCUUGAAAAGAAAAUAUCAGGGGAGAGUGAAAAAAUGAUGCAAGCCAGUACGAGAACUGUUGUGAGGAAGCUGUGCCUGGCAAAGUACUUAGAUGGAAAAUGGUACAGGGGUUUGGCACAUCCCGUUCAGUCGCCUCUGUAUCUCAGCGUGUUUUUUGUGGAUUAUGGAAACACGGACAUAUCUGAGAAAACCCACGUCAUGUUUAUCCCCAGAGACUCUGCUGAUUUGUUGUACACCCCCAUGCAGGCUCUGAGAUGUAACCUUGCUUCAGUGUCCAAGGAAGAGCUCUAUGCCGGUGUCAAGGACUGGCUUGAUAGUGAAAUCCUCAACAAGCAACUGAGAGCCCUCAUAGUCGGAAAGAGUGAAGACGGUUCAUUUGAUGUUGAGCUGUUUGAUGGAGAAGUUAACAUCAAUGAGAAGGUAAAGGAACUCAUUCGCAGUUUUUCACCUAAAAAAAACAGCAAGAAUACAAAAGUAAAACCACAAAAUGAGGCAAAGAGUGGUGUCUCUGCAAAACCCCUGGAAAACUCUCAAGCAAAGAAACAAACAAAGUGCUGUGAUGCAAACACAAAGUCAGAGCAACCACAAUAUGCAGAGAAAACAGAGAUCCCUCAGCUCUCAUGUUUGCCCAACAUGAAAGUGACCAAAGGUUUCAGGACUAAGUGUUUCAUCUCCCACAUUGACUCGGUCGACAGCUUUUUCCUUCAGCUGUCAGAGGAUGAACCUGCCAUCUUGAAAAUGGGUGAGGAUCUCAGCUCAGGUGUCUUCAGAAGUUCCUUUAAGGCUACCACAUCUCUGAGAAUCAAUGACCUUGUUCUGGCUGAGUAUGAGGAAGAUGGCGCCCUCUAUCGUUCCGCUGUUAAGGACUGUGAAGGAAGUUCCUGUUUCAAAGUUGAGUUUGUGGACUAUGGAAACUCAGCAGUCAUGGGGAAGGAGAAGAUCUUUUCCAUACCAAAGGAGUAUCUCUGUCUGCCACGAUUCAGCAUAUCAUGCUCCCUGCUGGACACAAGCACAUACGCAGAUGAUACUUCUUUCGCUGAUGCUGUAAUGGAGAAGCCUCUCAUGGUGGAUUUUGUCCGUCAGUGUGGAACUCACUGGAAAGUGAAGGUUGAGAUUCUCGAUGGAGCGGUCGGUCCUCCAGCGCCACUCGGAGCUGCUGUUGAAAGUAACACUGAACCCAAAAAGGAAAAGGAGGCUCCUGUGAGUUCAUCUGAAACAGAAGAGAGAGUGAAAUCCUGUGAGCAGAACUACGUGAGAAAAGAAGUGAGCGUAAAUGAAAUGACUGAAUCCCAAAGAGCGACGUCUACUGUUGAUGGUGACAACUUAAUGCUGGAACCACCAUCUGCUACGCUGAGACCACCACCGACCGUGUCGUCACCCAAACAGAAGGUUGAAACCCAAAAUGAGAAAGCACUUGGAAAGUCCAACUUAGACGCGAGCCAUCCUCAGAAACUUGUCUUUGCUCCUGUUGAUAUAGACAAAGUGUACUCUGGCUUUGCUGCUGCUGUGACGACUCCCUUUGAGUUUUGUGUUGUCCUGGGGGACUCGCUCGUCGUCAUGAACAAAGUGUCCACAAUGUUGGAUGAGCUGUCUGGGCAGGUGUCUCCUCUUCCCGGAGCUCACCUCGUCCCUGGCAACUGCUGCCUGUUGAAAUCAGACACCCAGAACAAGUGGUGCAGGGCAGAAAUCACACAAUGCGACACCGCAGUGAUCCUAAACCUCGUGGAUUACGGCCACUAUGAAAACAUGCUGUACGAAAACUGCUCCGCUCUGAGGAAGCUUCCUGUCGAGACGAUGAACCUGCCAAAGGUGACGUACCCUUGCAUCCUGAGAGGGGUGAAGCCCGUUGGAGAGGAUGGACGGUGGACCGAUGAAGCAGCAAUCUUCUUCCAGCAGUGUUUCUACCAGAAGAACCUCCAGAUCUUCUUCAGAGAGUUCGUGUCAAACACACACUGGAAGGUGGACAUUCUGGUUGAUGGUGUCCAUGUUGCAAAGAAGCUGGUGGAUGCUGGACACGCCGGUUAUAUAGACGUCAUUCUAGGACAGAGGUUUUCUGCAGUGAAGCCAGUCUGGUUGGAUCUGGUCUCCGAAAUGAGCAGCGAGGCCUCGACACAAGUCGGCUGGUCGCAGCGAUUCCUGAUCGUCUCUGUGAGCUGCUGCAGAGUCACGUCCACACAUCACCGGUACUACGUUUAA